This is a messenger RNA of Malania oleifera, 2795 nucleotides long. Its product is annotated as G-type lectin S-receptor-like serine/threonine-protein kinase At4g27290. Gene Ontology annotation, molecular function: protein serine/threonine kinase activity; ATP binding. Bases 250 to 2703 code for a protein of 817 amino acids. The transcript has 7 exons. NCBI's taxonomy places the organism in Eukaryota, Viridiplantae, Streptophyta, Magnoliopsida, Santalales, Ximeniaceae. The record is from RefSeq and is a predicted model, not a curated record. Gene Ontology annotation, biological process: recognition of pollen; protein phosphorylation.
UUAACUUAUCUGAAUUUUGGAUCUAGAUCCUUGGGUUGGACGGAUGGUGAAACUUCACCAACCAUUCAUUAUUAAAUGAAAGCAGUCAUCUUCUUGCUAAUUAGUGUCAUUAUUAGUCUUCCCUGCUGUUGAAAGAAGCAAACAAUGGUCAGCUUCCCAGUCUCUGCACCUCAAAUGCAUCACCAGAUAUGAUCCAAUUCUAGCUUGGAUCUUUGCCAGCAAAGAGCCGUGAGAGAAUGCUAGAGAUCAAUGGACAUUAUCUGUUCUCUAUUUGUAAGUAUAGAAUUAUUAUAUGUCCUCCCCAAGAUCUCUUAUGCAGCGGACACCAUUAGUGCUUCCCAACCUUUGAGUGAUGGCAGAACCUUAAUUUCCAAACAAGGAAGUUUCGAACUGGGGUUCUUCAGUCCGGGUGAUUCCGGGGAAAAAUACGUGGGAAUCUGGUACAAGAACAUCCCGGUUAAAACAGUUGUUUGGGUAGCAAACCGUGACAAACCAAUCAAUGGCUCAGCUGGUGCGCUGAUGAUCAACACCGCUGGCAGUCUCAUACUUCAUGAUCAGAAUGGGAGUAUUGUUUGGUCAUCAAAUGCAAGCUCGUUGAAACUACCCCAGAACCCAGUACUGCAGCUACUGGAUUCUGGAAAUCUCGUCCUAAGAAACGAGAAAGAUGAUAAUUCAGAGAGUUAUUUGUGGCAGAGCUUCGACUAUCCAUCGGAUACUUUAUUGCCGGGAAUGAAACUAGGGUCGGACUUGAGUACUGGUCUCAAUCGGCAGCUAUCAUCUUGGAAGAACCCGGAUGAUCCGUCUGCAGGAGAAUUCACUUAUAGGAUAGAUCUUUACAGUUAUCCUGAUGCUGCUGUGUGGAAACUCUCCUCCAAGUACUUUCGGUGUGGCCCGUGGAAUGGCCUUCGAUUCAGCGGCGUCCCUGAGCUAAAACCAAACCCAGUUUUUGAGUUCAGUUUCAAGUCUAAUCAGGAAGAGGUGUACUUCACUUAUGAUCUAAAAAAUAAAUCUAUGGUCUCGAGGUUGGUCUUGAACCAAACCAGCAGCUCAAUAGAGCGCUAUGUGUGGAUUGAAGACGAACAAUUUUGGAAGCUCUAUGCGUCGACACCAAAGGACAACUGUGAUGUCUAUGGCCUGUGUGGUGCUCAUGGAACUUGUGUGAUCAGUGAGUCACCCAUCUGCCAAUGUUUGGAAAAAUUCAAGCCUAAAUCACCAGAAAAAUGGAACAUAAUGGACUGGUCUGAAGGAUGCAUACGCAAUACGCCAUUGAACUGUGGGAACACUGACGGGUUUAACAAAUUUACAGGCCUGAAACUGCCAGACAGCGCAAAUACUUGGGUGAAUGAAAGUAUGACUCUUGAGGAAUGCAGGGCCAAAUGCUUGAAAAAUUGUUCUUGUAUGGCUUAUACCAACGCGGACAUUAGAGGAGGAGGCAGCGGCUGCGUUAUGUGGUUUGAUGACCUGACUGAUAUGAGGCAGCUUGCUGCUAAUGGUCAGGACCUCUAUAUUCGAAUGCCUGCUUCGGAAUUAGACCAUGAAGGGCAAAGUGAUAGGCGUGCGGUGAAGAUGCUAGUGAUAAUAGCUGCGACCAUCGGUUCAGUCUGUGCCAUUCUUAUAUUCUGUUAUUACAUUUGGAGGAAGGUAAAUGUCCAAGAGAGAAGAGAAAACAGCGGAGAAGCUGGGAACGAAGACCUGGAACUACCUUUAUUGGACUUGGCUACAGUGACUAGUUCUACUAAUAACUUCUCAGAUGACAGCAAGCUUGGAGAAGGUGGUUUUGGACCUGUCUACAAGGGUACGCUGGCAGAUGGCCAAGAAAUUGCAGUGAAGAGGCUUUCGAAGAAUUCUGGACAGGGAUUGAAGGAGUUCAAAAAUGAAGUAAUACUAAUUGCCAAACUUCAGCACCGAAAUCUGGUUAGGCUUCUCGGUUGUUGCAUUCAAGGGGAAGAAAAGAUGUUGGUUUAUGAGUAUUUGCCCAACAAAAGCUUGGAUUCCUUUAUCUUUGAUCAAACAAAAUGUAAACGAUUAGAUUGGAAUAGACGCUUCCAUAUUAUUUGUGGAAUUGCUAGAGGCCUUCUCUACCUUCAUCAAGAUUCCAGAUUGAGGAUUAUACAUAGAGAUCUCAAAGCAAGUAAUGUUUUACUUGAUCAUGAGAUGAACCCAAAAAUAUCAGACUUUGGCAUGGCAAGACCUUUUGGUGGAGAUCAGACCGAAGGAAAUACAAAUAAAGUGGUUGGGACUUUUGGCUACAUGGCACCAGAAUACGCUGUUGAUGGGUUAUUCUCAAUAAAAUCUGAUGUAUUUAGCUUUGGUGUCUUAUUGCUCGAGAUUGUAACGGGAAAGAAAAAUAGAGGAUUUUUCCACCCAAACCACAGCCUUAACCUUCUUGGACAUGCAUGGACAUUGUGGAAAGAAGAAAGGCCGCUGGAAUUAAUUGAUGGAUUAUAUGAAGACUCCAGCUCUCUAUUUGAAGUGUUACGGUGCAUUCAUAUUGGUUUAUUAUGUGUUCAGCAACAUCCCGAGGAUAGGCCCAUAAUGUCAUACGUGGUUCUAAUGUUGGGCAGCGAUGGUGCACUGCCUCAACCUAAACAACCAGGUUUCUUCAUCAAUCGGAACCCACUUGAAGAAGUAGAUUCUUCAUCCAGCAAGAACAAAUCAUAUUCAGCCAAUGAGAUUUCUGUUACUCUGCUUAAUGCUCGAUAGGGAUCAUUCAGCUACAUGCAUAAAAUGACACAAUUGUAUAAAGAACAUUUAUCUUCUUUUGAGAAGUUUUUCUAAUCUACUUUCCAACAAAA